Molecule: messenger RNA, 1703 nt
Organism: Phycomyces blakesleeanus NRRL 1555(-)
Lineage: Eukaryota; Fungi; Mucoromycota; Mucoromycetes; Mucorales; Phycomycetaceae
Exons: 8
Biological process (GO): cell-cell adhesion
Cellular component (GO): focal adhesion; stress fiber
Molecular function (GO): filamin binding
Source: RefSeq, a predicted model, not a curated record
UAAUGAGCAAAGUUGCGCCGAAUGAGCGCAUGUCGCAAAUCUUACCCACAGUCAAAUGUUCUGACUGUGGGCGCGAUGUUCACAUUCGUCGCUUAGGCGAUCAUCUCUGUUCAAGUGCACCACCCCUUCCAACCUUACCGAUCAUUCCCAUCUUCCGUAAUGACCAGUCCAAGCCAGGACCCAUCAAAAGCCCUGCCAAGAGUCCCCCUCCAUCUUCUCCCUUGAGCAGCCCAAACAACUUUAAAUACGACAAUAAUUAUGGAAAUAACUAUAGUAGCGAAAUGGUUGGAUCUGUCACUCCGCCAUAUUACCCUGGAAUGGCCAGAGACCUUCGCAGACCUUCAGCAUAUGAAGACACCCAUCAACGUACACAGCAACCUCUUAGAGCAAGAUCACCGCUAGAUAAUUACCAUGAUGAUGGAUCUGGAAAUUACAGACCAAAUAAUACUAGUAAUACCAGUAUUAACAGUCUGCGUGCUGGGAAUCUUCCUAAUCAAAAUCCAGGCAGUCUAUCAUCCCACUACAAUAAUUCUUUGCCUUAUGAUCAACGGAAUAACAACCAAUCUCCAGUUCGUACUGAGGAUAAUUCACCCAAAAGUCCGCCUUUUAGAUCAGAUCCUUCUCGGAGUAACAACGGAUCAAGAGAUGAUAUUGGGUCUGGAUACCACGGCGAUGAUCGUUAUAAACCAGGUGAGCCUUUGUCGCCUCGUACUCGCAAGGAAUCUUUGGGAAAUAUUCUGUCUGGCAAUAAAAACAAAUCUGGAAGUGUAAAGGCAGGAGGCGGUGCACUGGAUUCGCUUAUGGCCGAUCUGAUGAACAGUAUGCAGGAUAUCAAUGAUGAUGAGGGCAUAGGUGCCACCGGUACCGACAAUAGCUGUUCAGCAUGCCAUGAGGAGUUUGAUUACCGAGACGAUGUGACUACUGUGGGUAACAAGGCAAGUGAGAAUUACCUCUAUUAUCACAGGCCGUGCUUCCAAUGUCGACUCUGUAGGACUCCUCUUGAUCCUCAUCAAAAUACAUUUGAACAUGAAGGCAACCUUUACUGUGAACGCGAUUAUAAUGUAGUCAAACACAGAGUUGCUUGUGCGGCAUGUGAUCGCCCUAUUCAACCUGGUACAAAAUCCAUUAAAGCGCUUGGGAAGUACUACCAUCCCGGGCAUCUCAAAUGUUAUCAUUGUUAUGAGCCGGUUGACGAGAAAACAGGCUGUAAAGAACACCAAGGGCGUGUGUACUGUCGAGCGGAUUUCAAGACUUUAUUUUUACCAAAGUGCAGAGGCUGUAAUAAGCCAGUUGAAAAGGAGGCUGUGUCGGCUUUGGACGGUAAACUUCAAGGAAAAUGGCAUUUGGACUGCUUUGGAUGCCAUACCUGCCACAGACCUUUUCCGGAUAAUACAUUUUAUGUCUUUGAGAACGCACCUUACUGCAAAAGACACUACCAUCAAUUGAAUAACUCACUUUGCAGAACAUGCGAUGACCCAAUCGAAGGUCCAUGUGCACAAACUAUUGAGAACUGGAGAUUCCAUCCUCCUUGUUUCCGAUGUCAUAUGUAUAUUAUAUGCUGGAGAGGCACAUAUACUGCGAAGAGCACAUCCAACAACUACAACGACAGCGUAAUAUCCGUGCUGAGAAGCGACGAACCCAGUUUGGUCAAGUAUAAUAACAUCAACAUUAACAUCAACAUCAACAUCACCAACAAAAUGUGA